UGGCUAAGUCACUCCCAUAGAUGUACAAGGCUAAAGAAUUUCUGCAUAUAUGUCGGCACUCCUCUUUAUAUUAUCAAUCCAUCAUAAUUUCAAGGCUUAAGUUAAGUUAUAAGAAGAGGAUGAGAGCUUCUGAUAUUUUAAGAACCACCUGUAGCUUGUUUCUGCUUAUGUUGCUAAUGUGCAUGGUAGCAAUAAAUAAGGUUGAAGCACAGUUUGGGGAUCUUCCUGAAAAUGAAGUGGAAGCUCUACGUGAAAUAGCAAAACAAUUGCGGAAAGAAGACUGGAAUUUUAAUGUAAGCCCCUGCAGUAAUCAUUCAAGCUGGAAGACACCAAAAUCUGACAACAUGCCGUUGUACAACAAUACUCUCAACUGCAAUUGCACAGUCCCGGAUGGCAUAUGCCAUGUUGCUGAAAUAUUUCUCAAAGGGCAAGAUCUUGCCGGUGUCCUUCCAUCAGCAAUUUUGAAGCUACCUCAUCUUAAGACACUUGAUCUGACUCGUAACUACCUUAGUGGCAAUAUACCACCUGAAUGGGCUUCUUCAAACCUAAAAUAUCUAUCUCUUUGUGUGAACCGCUUAACAGGAAUGAUUCCAAGUUACUUGGGAAACAUGACCUCGCUUAUAUACUUGAGCCUUGAGAACAAUCUCUUUAAUGGACCUGUUCCUCCUGAGCUUGGAAACUUGGGCAAUUUGGCGAAUCUCAUUCUUAAUGCCAACAAUCUUACCGGAGAAUUACCUCCGGCUCUCACUAAAAUAACCAAGUUGGAAGAACUUAGGAUUAGCAGCAACAACUUCAGUGGAAAAAUUCCCAGUUUUAUUCAGAGCUGGAAAGAACUUAAGAUUCUAGAGAUGCAAGGUAGUGGUCUUGAAGGGCCUAUUCCCUCUAGCAUUUCUGCCUUGAGUAAUUUAUCUGAACUAAGGAUUAUUGGCUUACGUGGGGAAGGUUCUAAAUUUCCAAAAUUAGCAAACAAGGCAAAUAUGAAGUAUUUGAUGUUGAGUAACUGCAAUAUAUCUGGUCUUCUACCUCCCAAUUUAACACAAAUGCCAAAUCUGAAAGUUUUAGAUCUCAGUUUCAACAGGUUGGUAGGAGAUCUUCCGACAAAUUUUGAAGGUGGACCACACAUGGAAAACAUGUAUCUGACAAGCAACUUUCUAACCGGGCGCAUUCCAGACUGGAUCAUCCAGCAAAACAAUCGCAUCACAAUAGAUCUUUCUUACAAUAAUUUUGCUCGAAGUUCUGUGCCCUCUACUUGUCGAGAAACACUGAACUUGUUCAAAAGUUCUUCUGGACAGUCAAGCAAAGUGGCUGACGAGUGCUUGAUUAAGCUUCAAUGUUCAAAAGUGAGAUAUUCAGUUCACAUAAAUUGUGGGGGAGAAGAAACCACCAUUGGUAGGACUAUCUACGAAGGAGAUGAAGUGGCAGGAGGCGGAGCAAAAUAUGUUCCCGGCCAAGAAGAAUGGGAAGUUAGUACUACUGGACAUUUUUGGGAUGUAACUACAUCAUCAGAUGAUUACAUAGCUAAAAAUGUGUCCGUUCUCAAGAUGAAAAACAAUGAAUUAUACACAAGAGCACGCCUUUCUCCUCUCUCCUUGACGUAUUAUGUUCGUUGCCUAGCGAAUGGGAAUUACAGGGUAAAGCUUCACUUUGCAGAGAUAGUUAUCAGGGAGAAUAGCUCCUUCCACAGUCUUGGUAGACGGAUAUUUGAUGUUUAUAUUCAGGAUGAAGUUGUGUUGCAAGAUUUUGAGAUAAAGAAGGAAGCACAAGGAGUUGAUAGAGUGCUCAUUAAGGAAUUUAAAGCAGUUGUAGAGACUGGAACUUUAGCGGUCCUCUUUCGUUGGAAUGGGAAAGGGACAACAACAGCCCCGAGGAAAGGAACAUAUGGCCCUCUCAUAUCUGCCAUUGAUGUGGAAUCUGAAUCCAAGCCUCCUAAUGAGAGCAAGAGAAAUAAACUCCUUGUGGGUGGAGCUAUAGUUUUCUUCAUUUUCAUUGUUGCAGGCAUUCUUCGGUGGAGAGGUUAUUUGGGAGGCAGGAAAUUAAGGGACCCAGAGCUCGUAGGGUUAGAUCUGCAAACUGGCAUGUUCACCUUCAGACAAAUUAAAGCUGCCACUAAUGACUUUGAUCCAGCAAACAAGAUCGGAGAAGGUGGUUUUGGACCCGUGUACAAAGGAAUAUUAUCAGAUGGAACAAUUGUUGCAGUUAAGCAGCUGUCUUCAAAAUCGAAGCAGGGAAAUCGAGAAUUUGUGAAUGAGAUAGGCCUGAUUUCUGCUUUACAGCAUCCAAAUCUCGUAAGGUUGUUCGGAUGCUGUGUUGAAGGGAGACAAUUGUUGUUGGUAUAUGAGUACAUGGAAAACAACAGCCUUGCACAUGUUUUGUUUGGUAAAAAGGAAGGCCAAUUGAAUUUGGACUGGCUUACAAGGCAUAGGAUUUGUGUUGGCAUAGCAAAAGGUCUAGCUUUCCUGCACGAGGAAUCCGCCAUCAAAAUUGUUCACAGAGACAUCAAAACUACUAAUGUACUCCUAGAUGCUGAGUUGAAUCCUAAGAUAUCCGACUUUGGUUUGGCCAAGCUUGAUGAAGAGGCGAACACCCACAUCAGCACAAGAAUUGCUGGAACUAUAGGAUAUAUGGCACCAGAAUAUGCAUUAUGGGGUCACUUAACGUACAAGGCAGAUGUUUACAGUUUUGGGGUUGUAGCAUUGGAAAUUGUUUCAGGGAAAAACAACAUGAAACGCCGUCCUGAUGAUGAUUUUGUUUGCCUCCUAGACUGGGCUCUAGUUUUACACCAGGAUGGAAAUCUUAUGGAGCUGGUUGAUCCAAGAUUGGAUUUGAAAUCCAAGUUUGAGAAAGAAGUACUCAGAGUGAUUGAAGUAGCAUUGUUGUGCACAAACCCAUCACCAGCAGUUAGGCCUGCAAUGUCUACAGUAGUAAGUAUGCUUGAAGGGCGAGGAGAGAUUCAUAAUUUGGCAAUUGAUCCCAGUUUGUAUGGAGAUGAGUUUAGGUUCAAGGCCAUGAGAAAACAGUAUGAUCAAAUUUUGGUUGAGGGCUCACGUGAAACUCAGUCGCUUGUCAAUUCAUCAGAUACAAUAUGGGCUGGUUCGUCAUCAGCAUCCGCUCAGGAUCUUUACCCAUUCAAAUCUGAUACCUCCAUAUAAAUAUUUAUCGCAAAACACAAAAUUGCUAGCUUUAUCGAUUGCAUAUUUCUUUUCUUCACUUUUCUACUUUGGAGUAACUCAAAAUCAUAUAUGUUAAUUUCUGUUUAUAACAAUGUAAUAAUUAGAGAUAA
Messenger RNA from Ricinus communis (castor bean), 3280 nucleotides. RefSeq names its product probable leucine-rich repeat receptor-like serine/threonine-protein kinase At3g14840. Lineage: Eukaryota; Viridiplantae; Streptophyta; Magnoliopsida; Malpighiales; Euphorbiaceae. The transcript has 24 exons. The coding region runs from base 21 to 3149 and encodes 1042 amino acids. Gene Ontology annotation, biological process: protein phosphorylation. The record is from RefSeq and is a predicted model, not a curated record. Gene Ontology annotation, molecular function: protein binding; ATP binding; protein kinase activity.